Cutaneotrichosporon cavernicola is the source of this 660-nucleotide messenger RNA. RefSeq lists its product as uncharacterized. Gene Ontology annotation, molecular function: GDP binding; GTP binding; GTPase activity. Gene Ontology annotation, cellular component: plasma membrane. The transcript is spliced from 7 exons. The record is from RefSeq and is a predicted model, not a curated record. Lineage: Eukaryota; Fungi; Basidiomycota; Tremellomycetes; Trichosporonales; Trichosporonaceae. Bases 1 to 660 code for a protein of 219 amino acids. Gene Ontology annotation, biological process: Ras protein signal transduction.
AUGUCCAAGGCUCAGUUUAUUCGCGAGUACAAGCUCGUCGUCGUCGGCGGUGGUGGUGUCGGCAAGUCGGCUCUCACCAUCCAAUUCAUUCAGUCACAUUUCGUCGACGAGUAUGACCCGACCAUCGAGGACUCUUACCGCAAGCAGUGCAUCAUCGACGAGGAGGUCGCGCUUCUCGAUGUCCUCGACACCGCCGGCCAGGAGGAGUAUGGCGCGAUGAGGGAGCAGUAUAUGCGGACGGGUGAGGGCUUCCUCCUCGUCUACUCGAUCACGUCGCGCUCGUCGUUUGAGGAGGUGUCGACGUUCCACCAGCAGAUUCUACGUGUCAAGGACAGAGACUACUUCCCGGUCGUGGUCGUUGCCAACAAGUGCGACCUCGAAUAUGAGCGCCAGGUCCAGCCGCACGAGGGUCGUGACCUCGCCAAGCGUUUCGGUGCGCAGUGCAUUGAGACCUCUGCAAAGCAGCGUGUCAACGUCGACGACGCGUUCGUGGCCGUUGUCCGUGCCAUCCGGCGGUACCAGCGUGAGACUGGUCCCCAGCAAGGCGCCAUUCCCGCCGCACCGGGCAAGUCGCCGACGGGCGUCGCUGGUGGCCGCCCCGCUGAGAAGCCCCAGGAGGACGAUGCGCCGGGCUGCUGCGGUGGCUGCGUCAUUCUUUAA